GGUAAGGCUGCCGCACCUCGCGGUAGUCAUGGAGUCUGUCACUGCCGAGGAGCUCCCUGAAGAGGAAGAGGAAGAAGAGCAGGAGCAGCUGUUGAAGCGGCAUCGGAAGGAGAAGAAGGAGUUGCAGGCCAAAAUUCAAAGCAUGAAAAACGCUGUUCCCAAGAAUGACAAAAAGAGGAGGAAACAAUUGAUUGAGGAUGUUGCUAAAUUGGAAGGAGAAAUGGAACAGAAACACAGAGAAGAAUUGGAGCAUUUGAAACUGACUUCACAUGCAAAGAAUAAGAUAGACUCUGUUGUCGUUAACAUUGCAUGUUUGGAUAUUGAGAAUCAGCAACCUCGGAUAUCAAAAGCACAGAAGAGGCGGGAGAAGAAAGCUGCAUUGGAGAAGGAAAGAGAAGAAAGGAUAGCAGAAGCAGAAAUUGAAAACUUAUCUGGAGCUAGACAUCUAGAAAAUCAGAAACUUGCCCGCAUUUUGGCAGCUAGACAUUUAGAGAUUAAACAGAUUCCAUCAGAUGGCCACUGUAUGUACCGAGCUAUUGAAGACCAGCUAAAGGAACAGGAAUGCCUCCUGACUGUAGCUACCUUAAGAAGUCAAACCGCUGAAUAUAUGCAAAACCAUGUGGAGGACUUCCUGCCAUUCUUAACGAAUCCUAAUACAGGAGAUAUAUAUACUUCAGAAGAGUUUGGAAAGUACUGUGACGAUAUUGUAAACACAGCUGCAUGGGGAGGUCAGCUUGAGUUAAGGGCGCUGUCUCAUAUUUUACAAACACCGAUAGAAGUAAUACAAGCAGACUCUCCUCCAAUUGUAGUUGGUGAAGAAUAUUCAAACAAACCUUUAACACUUGUAUAUAUGAGACAUGCCUAUGGCUUAGGAGAGCAUUAUAAUUCUGUGAAACAACUGAUGGACACAGCUACUGAAAAUGGUAGCUAG
Molecule: messenger RNA, 931 nt
Organism: Gracilinanus agilis (Agile Gracile Mouse Opossum)
Lineage: Eukaryota; Metazoa; Chordata; Mammalia; Didelphimorphia; Didelphidae
Gene: OTUD6B
Product: OTU deubiquitinase 6B
Exons: 5
Coding region: 29-931 (300 amino acids)
Biological process (GO): protein deubiquitination
Molecular function (GO): cysteine-type deubiquitinase activity
Source: RefSeq, a predicted model, not a curated record